Molecule: messenger RNA, 607 nt
Organism: Dimorphilus gyrociliatus
Lineage: Eukaryota; Metazoa; Annelida; Polychaeta; Dinophilidae
Source: the annotation of a GenBank genome assembly
AAUGCAGAAAUUUCUUUUAGUUUUACUAAAUAUAAUUCUACUGCAAACUUCAUUGCAAACCCUUUUGCUGAAUGAAAUAAAUUAUGAACAAGAUUAUAUAGAGAUUAAGAAUGUUGGAUCAAGUGCUGUAGAUUUAACUCCAAUUUAUCUUUCUGUCAUAGUUCUUAAAGGUGGUACACCUACAAUGCAUAAUCCUUCUGGAUUACAUGGUUCCAUACAACCAAACGACUUUCACGUAAUUCAAUUUGACCCUGUUAGAAAUAAAAGAGCUGUUCAAUUAACACUAGAUUAUUUCUAUCUUCCAACAGGUGGCCCAAGAGCAGUACUAUCCAGAAAUAAAAUUGAAAUAUUUCUGAGAAAAAAUCUUACAAAUCUAAAAGUAAUAAUUUCAAAAGAAGACAACUACUUGACAGGUCAUUAUCUAAAUAUCAAAUUCAACAAUUUCAACAUUUUGACAAGCGUCUAUGGAGGACUAAUUGGAGAUAUUGGAAGAAAAAAUGUUAAUGUUAUUCCAUCUGCUCAGAGUCAUACUAGUGCUAUUUUUCAAAUUAAUGGAAAGUAUGUUGAAGCAAUAAAGCCCAGCAACCAGGCUUUAUCCAUCUACUAA